Molecule: messenger RNA, 795 nt
Organism: Onychostruthus taczanowskii (white-rumped snowfinch)
Lineage: Eukaryota; Metazoa; Chordata; Aves; Passeriformes; Passeridae
Gene: CPLANE2
Product: ciliogenesis and planar polarity effector 2
Exons: 6
Coding region: 46-795 (249 amino acids)
Molecular function (GO): GTP binding; GTPase activity
Source: RefSeq, a predicted model, not a curated record
GCGGCCUCAGGGGGGCUGUUCGCCGUCCCCCAGGUUUGGGGGCCCAUGGCAGAGCAGGACUGGGCGCUGGAGCCGGGCUGGCUCCUGUCCCCCGCCGGCCGCCCCUACCUGGACUCCAUCCUGCACAAGAACCAGCGGAGAGUGUUCGGUCUGCUGGAGCGCCCGGCGCUGCCGCCCGCGCUGGCUGUCCCCACGGUCACCUACAAACUCUUCCUGGCGGGCAGGAGCGGCGUCGGCAAGACAGCUCUGGUGGCCUGGCUGGGGGGGACCCCCGCGCCCCCCGCCCACCACGAGACCCUGGGCAUCGAGGCCACCACGCUGUUCUGGCCGGCCAAGCCCCGCGGCAGCAGCCGCCCCGUCCUGUUCCAGCUGCAGCUCUGGGACUGCGGGGACGGAGCGCUCAGGAAGUUCGAGCACCUGCUGCCCGCCUGUAAGGAGGAGGCGGACGCCGCCCUGUUCCUGUUCUCCUUCACGGACCGCGCGUCCUUCGAGGAGCUGCCGGCGCUCAUGGGCCGCGUGCUGGGCCCCGGGGACCGCCACCUCGUCAGGGUGGUCGUGGGCACCAAAUUCGACCUGGCCCCGCACGCGGCCGUGACGGAGGGGGACGUGCGGGCCUUCGAGGAGACGCAGGGGCUGCGGGUGCUGCGGGCGGGGGGCGCCGCGGGGGCCGGCGGGGCGCGGGCGGGGCUGGCCCGGGUCGCCCCCGUCCUGGACGCCCUGGUCGAGGAGCUCUGGCGGCGCGACCAAGUGACUGCCGGGGUCACCCCGGGGGACACGGGGGACACCCCGACAUGA